Molecule: messenger RNA, 1210 nt
Organism: Solanum stenotomum
Lineage: Eukaryota; Viridiplantae; Streptophyta; Magnoliopsida; Solanales; Solanaceae
Product: protein IRX15-LIKE-like
Exons: 1
Coding region: 125-1069 (314 amino acids)
Biological process (GO): xylan biosynthetic process
Source: RefSeq, a predicted model, not a curated record
CGGACAGAAAUCUAGGUAAUCGUGUCGUGCUUUUUUCUCCCAAAUCCCUCCGGAAUUCCUCUGUAUACUUUCAUGUGAAGAAAUCACCGAAAGAAAAAUCAGAAAAAAAACAGGGAGAGAGAGAAUGAAGGCUAGUAAUGCUAAGCUUAUAGUUUUUCACCCAUCUCUUCACAAGCAAGGAUCAGGAACAAUUACUGCUUCACCUCGCAUUUGGUUUCUUGUUUUCCUUUCCUUUUUCACUUUUGCUUUUGCACUUACUUUCUUCACUGCUAAGGAUGCGAUACCCAUCGCGAAAACAGGCACGGAUACCGCCGCCGGUAGCUCUCCGGUGCCGGCGACUGUAUUUAACGCGCUUCUUCAUUAUGCUUCUUUGAACUCGUCUACUGUUUCUUCCCGCAUGUCGGCGGUGGAGCUGAAGACGAUCGCUAAUGUGCUCCGCCGUUGUAAAGCUCCUUGUAAUUUCCUUGUUUUUGGUCUUACUCACGAAACCCUUUUGUGGCAUUCGCUCAAUCACAAAGGGCGUACGGUUUUUGUUGACGAAAGUGCUUAUUUGGUAUCUAAGUUAGAAGAGAAGCACCCGGAAAUUGAAGCUUACGAUGUUCAAUUCACGACUAAAGUUAGUGAAUUGCACGAUUUGUUGGAUUACACGAAAGAGCAGCUCAGAGGGGAGUGCCGGCCUGUGCAGAAUCUUCUAUUUUCCGACUGUAAAUUGGGGAUAAAUGACCUACCCAAUCACAUAUACGAUGUGCCGUGGGAUGUCAUUUUGAUAGACGGGCCACGUGGGUUUUCCUCUGCCGCUCCGGGACGGAUGACGGCUAUAUUUACCGCCGGCGUUUUUGCCCGGAGCAAGAGAGGUAAUUCCGACAAAACCCAUGUUUUCGUUCACGAAAUCGACAGAAAUGUAGAGAAAAUCUGCAGUGAAGAGUUCUUGUGCAGUGAGAAUUUGGUGGAAACGAAAGAAUUGUUGGGGCAUUUCGUGGUGGAAAAGAUGGAAGCUAAUAGGUUUGAGUUUUGCUCAGUCUUUGAUCCUUCUUCAUCUCCCACAACAUCAUCAUCUUCUUCUGUUUGAGCCUAAAAUAAAAACACGAAGCCAAUGUCUUUUUCUUUUUCAUCCAGUUUAUAGAUAUGAGUAAUCUGUAAUAUUUCAUAGGUUUUUCAAGUGUGAAAUAUUUAGAAGCUAAAGCAAUGAUGAACUCAAAUAUUGCUUUUC